Messenger RNA from Chelonus insularis, 2606 nucleotides. RefSeq names its product double parked (gene dup). The coding region runs from base 264 to 2408 and encodes 714 amino acids. Gene Ontology annotation, molecular function: DNA binding; DNA polymerase binding. The transcript is spliced from 6 exons. Gene Ontology annotation, cellular component: nucleus. Gene Ontology annotation, biological process: DNA replication checkpoint signaling; regulation of DNA-templated DNA replication initiation; mitotic cell cycle. The record is from RefSeq and is a predicted model, not a curated record. Lineage: Eukaryota; Metazoa; Arthropoda; Insecta; Hymenoptera; Braconidae.
UGUAAAUUAUAAUAAGGCAGAUAAUAAUCGUGAUAAGCGCUGAUGUCGUUGCUUUACGCGCGUAAAUAAGAACAAAAGGCGGGAUUUUGGUACAGAGGUUAGAAUAAUACAAAGUAGUGAGAAGGCAGGGACAUUGUUGAGGUUGUCCCAUAAACUUGUGAGGCUGAAAAGAUAAAUAAUUCAUUUAGAUUAUUCAGAAGUAAAUAAAUUAAAGUUGUAUUGUUUAUUGUCGCGCUGCAGUCGUAUAUAUCAGUAUAUAAAUAAUGUCGCAGCCGUCAGUUACUGCGUAUUUUAAUACGAGAAAACGACAAGCCACUGAUGAACUUAGAAACAAAUCUAAGGUAGUGGUUUUGGAGCAUGAGAGGAUGAGAAUUACAUGUAACGGUGAAAUUAAAAAGGAGCUAGAAGAUGAUCCAAAAGCUUCAUUAAAAGAAAAAGAGUUUGAAAGUGCCUUAAAAGUUGUCUUCAAGUCAUCUGAAAGUACACAACCUUCUAGUGCCUCAGAAAAAAAUUCUGCUGUUAGGAAUAUACAAUUUGAUGCUCCAAAAGUAUCAUCUUCAAAAACUAGAAUGACGAGAGCAAGAUCUUCGAAAUUAAAAAAAAUCGUUCAACAUGAAGGGCAGACUGAUAUUAAAGAGUCAUUAUUCAAGAUGGGUGAAGAAUUAAAGCAACAAAGUAAUGUGCCUUUUGAAAAAAAAGGACUUUUAAGUCCACGGAAAAAUUUGUCGUCCAAGAAAAAUACAAAAAAUCCAGAAAAACAAGAGAAACUGGUAGAAAAUUCUGAACAGAAACCUGCUGCGGGUUCUGUGACUCCGAAACAAGGGUCAUUAAUGGAUAAAUUAGCGCAGCAAGAUUUAAGUCUGACAGAAAUUAAAAACAGAAUCAAUAAGUCUUCACGAUUAGCAGAAUUACGAGCUAGGAUUGAUCAAUUUAAAAAAUGUGAGGAAAAGCUUGACAAAUUACAACAGCAGGGUCGAGAAGAACCUCAAUUGAAAAUUAAGAAAUUUGAGAAGAUUGAAUUAGAAAUACCAGUCAGUCCAAGUAAACUUGCUCGAUCACCAUUGAAAACUCCAACGAAAAACAUUCAACUUCCAUCAACAGCAAGUCCUCAGCGGCGUUUAUUAUUUUCACCAAAGGAAACACCUCCAAGUCCAGUAAAAUGUAGUCCAACUAAAGUUCCUGCUUAUCAGAGAUAUCAAUCCCUUAUAGAGAGCGGUGCUCCAGCUCUACCUUUACCAUAUAGCUACAGAUUUUUGGCUGAGAUUUUUAGAUGCGUCGAUACAGUAUCAGCAAUGUUGUUUAAUCGAAAGGAAACCAUUACCUUCAAAAAACUCAAACCAGCUGUUCAAGAACUUCUGAGACGUAACUUUGGCCUUGAACAUUUAGCUCAGAUAAGAAGUGUUUAUCCAAAUGCUUUUAAAUUCAGUCAAGAGAAAGUGCGAUCUUUUGGAUCAGCGUCAAAAGAAAAAUAUGAGCUAGUUAUAACUCCAAUUUUAGAAAAUACUGAUAAAACUGGAAAUAGUUCAGAGGAUGGUAGUAGAAUUAGACCGGAUACAAUGGGUCCAGGAGUUAUGCUGGAAAGAAAGCGCAAACUUUACAACAUUCUUUUAGAUAAGGUGAAAUUGGAACACGAGAAAUUUUUGUUAAGUUUGGAAAAUCCAAUGAACAUUCCGAAGGAUAAAAUCACAAGAUGGCAUCCAGAGUUUGAUGUUGAUAAUUGUCCAGCAAUAGAGCAAGCUGAAUUACCUCAACCUCCUACUGUAGAGAAGGCUACGUCAGCUCAAGACGUCCUUGAGAAGGCAAAAUCACUAUUCAAUUGCAAUACACGCAUGGAAAAAGCUUUGCAACAUUUAGCUGAAUCUAAAAUGACAUCAAAAAGUACUGAAACCUCAGAGACCGUAAAGACAACUGAUCCACAACAAUCAGGAUGCUCAGAAAAAAUAAAAAUUUCAGGUGUCGAUACUCCACCAGCCACACCUCCUACACAAGGUGAUUUUAUUAAUCCAGCACUCAAAGGCAUUCCAAAAGCGUUGCUAGAACGGGUUCGUGCAAAACAAGCUGCGAAAGCUUUAGAAGCAAUGACUAGGACUCCUAAUGCAGAUAAAGAAGCAACUAUUUAUUCCAGACUUCCUGAAAUGUCCAAAAUUCUUAGAAAUAUUUUCGUAGCUGAGAAAAAAAGUGUACUUCCUUUAGAAAGUGUUAUUAACAAAUUGGACAAUUCAUUUAGAACAAAGUUAUCCUCCAAUGAAUUAGAAGAACAUAUAAGACUUAUGUGUAAAUUACUACCAACAUGGGCAAGUAUUCAUAAUGUACGAAAACUCGAUUACCUCAAGAUAGCAAAGGAUAUUGAUAUUGCCAAAAUAGUUAAAAGAUUUGAAAUUAUGGCAAACGAUAAAAUAAAAGCAUGAUUUUAUUAGAAAUUAUUAAUUAUUUGGCUAUACAUAAUAAAUGAAUGAUUUUGAUUUUUUUCACAAAAUCAUCUAAUAUCGAAAUAAUUUAUAUAAUUUAUGUGUGUGAGACUGACAUUGUAAUCACUUCGUAUUGCAUUUAUACUGAAAUAUUUCAUUCCUCGUAAUUUUUAUAUGUUUCCGAUCUUUUUAAAACGA